AUGGAGUCUGCUUUUGCCAGUCUGGACCUCGGUCGCUAUAGGCGCAUCGUUCAAAUGUUCUGGGACCCCGAACCCGCCAAUGAUUCCUCGAUCGAUCUACCUGUUUGGUGUCUAGGCUGUUCGUACAACCUUGCCAGCAACGCUCCACUGGAGUCUGGAUGUGACGAUGCAGAGGUCGGUCAACAGCUUGUCCAACUCCCCAUGAUAUUACCACCUGACUUACCAGCACCGAAGGUACCGGCCAAACAAACAAUGUCCGAUUACACCACAAACGCGCUUGAUUUAGCCAGCAUCCAUGAUUCAACACCCGAAUCUUCGCCCAGCUUUCCCACGUCCCCAUCAUACACUGACCCGAUGCCACACCAAGGCGCCUGGCCACAUGGGUUUCUGGAUGAUUUUAGCUCAAGGUUUUGGAUGACAUACAGAGCAGAUUUUGAUCCCAUACAGGCGUCUAGCAAACCUAGCUCGUCCUCGACUCUGCCACUGUCCAUUCGUACCAAAAGCCGGAUGCGUGAUCAGACCAGCUUCUCAUCCGACAAAGGUUGGGGGUGCAUGAUCCGAUCUGGGCAAAGCCUACUUGCCAAUGCCAUAGCCCUGUUGCAACUGGGACGAGCCUGGCGUCGGGGGGAGCGGCUAGACGAUGAGCGCCGUAUUGUCAACAUGUUUUCUGAUGACUCUCGAGCCCCGUACUCGAUCCACAACUUUGUCCGUCAUGGUGCUGCUGCCUGUGCUCUCGUUAAUGCUCAUGAACCUUCACUCAGAGUUUACUCAACUGGCGACGGCCCUGAUGUCUAUGUGGACAAGUUUAUGCAGGUUGCCAAGCCGAAUGGCAGUGUUUUCCACCCGACGAUCAUCCUGGUAGGAACUCGCUUGGGUAUUGACAAAAUAACACCCGUGUACUGGGAGGCCCUCAUUGCAACACUCCAGAUGCCGCAAUCCUUAGGCAUAGCUGGUGGCCGACCGUCCUCGUCAUACUACUUUGUUGGCGCUCAGGGAUUGUUUCUAUUUUACCUCGAUCCCCAUCAUACGAGGCGAGCCUUGCCUUACUACCCUGACCCGAAACAGUACACUACUGAAGAAGUCGAAUCUUGUCAUACUUAUCGGCUGCGCAAUAUCCAUAUCCGAGAGGUUGACCCGAGCAUGCUGAUUGGCUUUCUCAUACGCACCGAGGACGACUGGUUGGACUGGCGUCGUUGCGUAGACCAUGUCCAAGGCAAGGCCAUUAUCCAUGUGACUGACCAUGAUCCAACGACUCAAGUCUCAUCUGGCCCGAGAAGCGCUGCAGUUGAUGAAGUGGAGCCAUUAAGCAGCGAUGAUGACGAUAAUGAUACCGUUCUUUUGGUGUAG
Drechmeria coniospora is the source of this 1347-nucleotide messenger RNA. Its product is annotated as peptidase family C54. Lineage: Eukaryota; Fungi; Ascomycota; Sordariomycetes; Hypocreales; Ophiocordycipitaceae. The record is from RefSeq and is a predicted model, not a curated record. Bases 1 to 1347 code for a protein of 448 amino acids. Gene Ontology annotation, molecular function: protein-phosphatidylethanolamide deconjugating activity. The transcript is spliced from 4 exons.